Messenger RNA from Megalobrama amblycephala (Wuchang bream), 2631 nucleotides. RefSeq names its product ufm1-specific peptidase 2 (gene ufsp2). The transcript is spliced from 12 exons. The coding region runs from base 158 to 1558 and encodes 466 amino acids. NCBI's taxonomy places the organism in Eukaryota, Metazoa, Chordata, Actinopteri, Cypriniformes, Xenocyprididae. The record is from RefSeq and is a predicted model, not a curated record.
CAGUUUCGGGUCAGCAGGGGGCAGUAAGAGACUUUUUUUUCCCUGUGAUACGACAUCAAGUAUACGAGGAAGAUGUGGACAUGUUAUGAUACGUCAUCAAACAUGUCAGCCUCCUGGUGACAGCAGCUGAAUUUGAUCCUUGAUCGAGGGAAUUAAAAUGGUUUAUUCAGAGGAGUGCGCCAUUAUUUUUCGAGUGAAGGGAAUCUUGGAGUUUUCAUGCCAGCUUGACAAUCCAAAUGGUUCACAAAGUCAAAGCAUCAUAUCAAAAAGUUUUCAGGGUCUUCGAUCCAAGGUUUCAUCCAAAAGUAUUGUUUUCACUGUCUGUAACAGUCCAAUAUUAAUAUGGCCCAACACUGGUUUCCGGUCAAGCAUGGAAAGCUUGACAGAAGCAUCAGUAUGUGGAGACAUUCUGCAGUAUAUAGAAUCAGAUGAUGGUGGGAGCAAGAAGAGCAUAAAAAAGAAAGAUAAGAAAAGAUCUGGACCUACUGUAGUGAAUAUGAAGCUGUUGUUUGAGGUCACAGACCCUGCUGGGAAUGAAGCUCCGAGUCUUAUCCAAAUGAGCACACAACAGCACUUUGUGAAGAUGCCAUUGCAUUUAGACUGUGUUGUGUCUGUGACCACUGACGAGAGCCUGACAUCUGUUUGUACAGAGCUGGUGGAGACCUUAAGGAAGCAGUUAGCAGACAUGGAAGAGGUGGUGCUGCGGUACAGGAAGGGCUCCUCUUUUCUUGUGCCACAGCCAUUUCACUUUCGACUGCCUGAACCAGCUGGACUCACCACUGUGAUCUACCCAGCAGGAGUGCCAGACAGCCAGUUACAGGCUAUCAGAGAGGAUCUGCAUAGGAAGUUUGAGUUGCCAAGUGACAGGCCAUACCUGAGACGCGCCAAUGCCUUUCAUUUCCCCGAUGCAGCCUAUAAAGACGGUUACCUCCGCAAUCCCCACGUACACCUGAACCCACCCAACAUUGAGGAUGCUAAGCUGUAUCUGGUGCAGGGUGUGUACAGUUAUCAUCACUACAUGCAGGAUCGUGUGGAUGAUGAUGGCUGGGGAUGUGCAUAUCGUUCUCUUCAGACUAUCUGCUCCUGGUUCCAGCAGCAAGGAUAUGUGGAGACAGCUGUUCCCACACACACGCAGAUCCAGCAGGCUCUUGUGGAUGUUGGGGAUAAAGAGCCACGUUUUGUUGGUUCACGUCAGUGGAUCGGCUCCAUUGAAGUUCAGGCUGUCCUUAACCAGCUGCUGGGGGUCACCUCAAAGAUCUUGUUUGUCAGUCAGGGAUCUGAGCUGGCAACCAAGGGCAGAGAGCUGGCCAACCACUUCCAGACUGAAGGAACUCCUAUCAUGAUUGGUGGGGGAGUACUUGCACACACUAUUCUAGGUGUAGCGUGGAGCGAGAACACUGGACAAAUACGCUUUCUUAUCCUGGACCCUCACUAUACUGGUGGAGAGGACCUGCAAACCAUCACUGACAAGGGCUGGUGUGGAUGGAAGGGACCAGAGUUCUGGGAUCAAAAUGCAUAUUACAACCUCUGCCUUCCCCAGAGACCCAAGGCCAUCUGAGUCACAUGCAAGACACUUAUUCACUCGUACUACUCCUGCGAGUCCAUGAAAUCACAGGAAGUCUCAUUGUUUCACUUUUUAAUGAGUACAAAACUAUAUUCCACAGUAAAAAAAAAAAAGGAAAAAAAAGUGAUUUAUCAUUUAUUACCCAUUGUCCUCCUGACAACUGUUUUAAACAUCCGUUUUCAGUCACGCUAAAGGUUACAAUGAUUUCGGCAUGAUGUCUUGGAUUUUCAGUCAAGCUGUAAAUGGAUGAUAUUACAGUAUUUUUAGUUAUUUUAUUUUUUUUACAACCACUAGGUUACAUUUCUCAGUACUUACAGUAGGUCUCUUUUUCAAAACUCUUAACACAGUUCUCUUAACCAACUUCCAGUUUGGCACAGCAGUUAAUUUCACAUAUAAAAAAAACACACUAAAACUACCAAAACACUUCAUAUAUGUCUCAAAUCAGCAAUAGCAAAGGUUGUCACCCAACAAACACACUUUGUCACUCAUAAAACAUUAUGGUUUAAAAGUACACUAUAUAGCAUUAUGGUUUUCUUUUAUAACAUUUCUUUACAGAACAAGAAUUGCAUCUCUCUACUGUUUAGAAUUCACUGCAGUGUACAGACUAACACCUCUGUAGAUUUUCAGCUACAUCUAAUUGUUUUGUAAUGUUUCUCUUUUUUUGCACUUGUAAUUCAAUAUUCAAUGUAUUUCAAUAUGGUAUUACUGUAGAAAAAUUUAGCAAAUUGAUGUUUUAUACAGUUUAGCAUUAUGUUUUGAUUAUAAGAUCUGAAAAAAGUAUUUAAACGUGCAAAUUGUCCUCUAGGUAUAGAGUUUUUUUGUGUGCCGAAGCAAAAGAAAAUGAUCCAGUUUAGCCCACAUAGACUGCUGUUGUGCUCACUGUGUGAAGAGUUGAGAAAUGUCCUAGCGACUGUAAAAAAACAACAACAAAAAACAUGAAAUGACAUAAUAUCCUUGAGACUACCCAAGUUUACGAGUUCAUCAUACAUCAAAUUCACAAGAUAUCUUUGAACCAUCUUCACAAGAUAAGGCUUCCUGCAAUUCAAUAAAAGGAACAGCAGCUAAAA